AACGUGAUGGCCACUCUUGUAGGCAUGCUGAGUGGCUGGAUGAACGAGCUAGAGCUGGAAGUGAGCGACUCCUGCUUGUAUGAGAAGCUGAUCAGAUGUGCCCUUGGAGUGGACAGUAGUGACCUGAGGGUUAGUCCUACCAUCCUGGGGGAAAGACAUGACCCGCUCAGCCUGGGCCAGGUGUCCAACAUACACCCUUCCAACCUCUCCCUGGGCCACAUGACCAGAGCGGUGUGCCGUGGUGUUCUGGACAAUAUCACCUCCAUGAUGCACCCGGUCUUCCUGCUGGAGGCCGGAGUGCAAAGGAUCAAGGGCAGUGGGAGUGCCUUAUCCCGUAACGCAGUACUCAGACAGGAAGCAGAAAGGGCGUUUCCUCUGCCUGUGGAAUACGGACAGGAUGUGGACUCAGCUGUGGGUGUGGCGAUAGUCUUACAUGACAGAAUGUGAAUUAUGAUACACACAGAGGGACUAUUUGUUUACUUGCAUAUUUGAAUACUUGAAUUGUAUUUUUUCUGAAUUACUAACAGAGACUAUUACAAUAAACAUCAUGCUUAUUUUACA
This is a messenger RNA of Salvelinus namaycush (lake trout), 561 nucleotides long. Its product is annotated as sedoheptulokinase-like. The record is from RefSeq and is a predicted model, not a curated record. The coding region runs from base 7 to 447 and encodes 146 amino acids. The transcript has 2 exons. NCBI's taxonomy places the organism in Eukaryota, Metazoa, Chordata, Actinopteri, Salmoniformes, Salmonidae.